Messenger RNA from Triticum dicoccoides, 820 nucleotides. RefSeq lists its product as uncharacterized. Bases 346 to 630 code for a protein of 94 amino acids. NCBI's taxonomy places the organism in Eukaryota, Viridiplantae, Streptophyta, Magnoliopsida, Poales, Poaceae. The record is from RefSeq and is a predicted model, not a curated record. Gene Ontology annotation, biological process: embryo development ending in seed dormancy. The transcript is spliced from 2 exons.
ACUAGGUUGGAGGGGGCCGAAGUGGAUGUGGUUUGGCGCAACAACUAUAUCUCACUUAUUGUGAGUUAGAAGGUGUGCUUGCCUUCGAAACUCCUUCAACUUGUUCGGCCCACCACACAAGUUCCUUUUCCUCGCGACCGCCUCUCUGGAGUAUGUGGGUUCCUUCACCCACGAGAUGGUCCCUAUCGGCCGACCUCUCGACAGCGACCUCUCACCCGUCACCCUUGCCACGACGGUUCGCCCACCCGGACAACCACUCGGCCUAUAUAAAAAGUUCACCCUGAUACAGAAGACAACAAAGAAAAGGAGAAGAAGAAGCUCAAGCUGGCUAGACAACACGAAGAGAUGCAACAAGCGAAGGUGAAGGUGAAGGACGGCUCGAGCGCGCUGAGGGCCAAGCCGAAGAUCGCGUGGGCCAAGCUGGCGGAGAAGGUGGAGGCGGCGACUUCGAGGUCGCACGACGAGCGGAAGCUGGCGCACGAGCGCGGCAGGGCCAAGGUCGCCGCGGCCGAGGCGCAGCUGCACAGGGAGAAGGUCGCGCACCGGGAGGCGGCCAUGGAGCACCGCCUCCACAAGCACGCCGGCGUGGGCGGCCACAACCACAAGCACGGCGCCGAUGGCGUGCACUGAGGCGCGGCCCAUCUAGGGAGCCUGCCACCGUGUGAUUUCUCCUAUUCUUUUUACUGAUGUAUAUCUGUUACAUACGCGUGUGGUGGUUAUUUGGUCAAGUUCUAUCUAGAGUGCCAUGUGAAUUGUUGACGUUAUCGACGUUUUUAUGAUUGACUAACUAAGAAACGAUUUUUUUAAUUUUCUUGCUGUA